Molecule: messenger RNA, 1173 nt
Organism: Cryphonectria parasitica EP155
Lineage: Eukaryota; Fungi; Ascomycota; Sordariomycetes; Diaporthales; Cryphonectriaceae
Exons: 1
Biological process (GO): regulation of transcription by RNA polymerase II
Cellular component (GO): nucleus
Source: RefSeq, a predicted model, not a curated record
GCCGACGCCCAGACUCCUGCUACUAUCGUAACGGAUGCCUCGACCACCGCUUCCGGCCGUCGCAAGUUUCCCUCUCAACAUAAGACCAUCCCCUGCACCAUCGCAGGCUGCACCAAGAAGUUCAACAGGCCAGCGCGCCUCGUGGCGCACAUGCGGUCGCAUAACAAUGAGCGGCCCUACAAGUGCACCUACGAAGGCUGUGACAAGGCCUACAGCGACAACAAGCACCUGAAGGUUCACAUCGUUUCCGCCCAUACCAAGGAGACCAAGUUCGUCUGCCCGCAGUGCGACAAGGGCUUCGCAACAAGUCAGCGGCUCAAGGCGCACGCCCUCGCCCACCAGGGCAAGGAGCGCUUCCGGUGCCGCGGCUACCCACCCUGCGACCAGUCCUUCCGAAAGCACCAGACCCUCCAGCGACACGUCCUGAAGGACCACCUCGGCCAGAAGCCCUACCCAUGUACCCACGAGGGCUGCACCGAGUCCUACGACACGGCCAACUCCCUCAAAGCACACGUGACGCGCGAGCACGGCGAGUUGCGUUUCUGGUGCGACGAGUGUUCACAGGCGGCAGCGGGGGACGGCGACGAGAAGAAGCCCGUAGGCUUCACGACGCAGUUCCUGCUGGAGCGUCACAUCCGUUCGGAACAUGUUAACUGCAUUUUCUGCGACGGACUGAAGUUCAACGGGCAGUACUUGCUGGAGCAGCACAUGGAGAUCUACCACUCCGGGCUGACGGUGAAGGACCGCAAGACGGUGCCGUGCGACUUCGACGGCUGCGACAAGAGCUUCACAAAGAAGAGUAAUAUGAAGGUACACUAUCGCGCGGCGCACGAGGGUCUGCGGUAUGUCUGCGGCAAGUUGGAUACGAGCGACAGCCUCGGCCUGCAGGACUGGAACUGGGCUGAGGAGGGCUGCGGAGAGACCUUCACGACCAAGGUCGGGUUGGAGAUGCACGUCACCUAUGUACAUCUGGGCAAGCAGCGACCCUUGUACGAGAGCCCAAGCUAUGCAGAAUACGAUGCCGCUCCCGGUUCCCACAGCAAAAUGGCCACCCUGGACGACAUUUCGGGAGUGGCAGAGUACGAGCGUCGACAGAUUCCCUGUGCGGUCCCUGGGUGCAUCGCCCGGUUCAUCCGUUACGCCGAGCUGAGCGGACACAUGCAGGCUGCGCAC